ACUGAGGGAUGGAUCUGACUCCAAUAGGAAAAGCGUGUCUCUAGAAGUGGUGCUAAUGGGAAGAGAUUUCCGAGCUCCAGAGGACGAUGAUUUGUCACAAAGGGUAGCUGGCUCGGUGCUUUGGGCUGGAGCCGUGUAGGAGAUCCUUGGAGAAGUCAUUGUGCACAGAAAACCGAAGACCUGUACAAACAUGCCUGUUCGCAGAGGUCAUGUGGCACCACAAAAUACAUUUCUGGGUACAAUCAUACGAAAAUUUGAAGGGCAAAAUAAAAAAUUCAUCAUUGCUAAUGCUAGAGUGCAGAAUUGUGCUAUCAUCUACUGCAAUGAUGGUUUCUGUGAGAUGACCGGGUUCUCCAGGCCGGAUGUCAUGCAGAAACCUUGCACCUGUGAUUUUCUUCAUGGGCCAGAGACCAAAAGACAUCAUAUUGCCCAAAUUGCUCAAGCACUGCUGGGGUCAGAGGAGAGGAAAGUAGAAGUCACCUACUAUCACAAAGAUG
Messenger RNA from Pelecanus crispus (Dalmatian pelican), 497 nucleotides. The record is from RefSeq and is a predicted model, not a curated record. NCBI's taxonomy places the organism in Eukaryota, Metazoa, Chordata, Aves, Pelecaniformes, Pelecanidae.